GCCAAAUAUGGACAACCACCAUUUAAAAAAGAACGUUCUUUUUAUCUGGAUUAAACAAUUCAGUUCGAAAUCUUCGUUUUUUUUGGAAAUAUUUGAAUUCUAAAGUGUUAUAGGCUAGGCUCGAGACUGACAGCGGGUGCAAUUGACCUACUCUCCUGGAGGAUUUCGCACGGUUUUCUUCUUGCGCUCUUUUUGAUCGACGCUGUAUAAUAUACUGUAGGUUAAAAAGGAUGCGCUGCUGCUACCUGGUGGGCGCUGCCCUGUGCCUGCUGCUGCUCGAAUGCCGGGCGAAUCCCAUAGCGACGGUGAUGGCGCCCGACGAGGGCCGGGCGCUCGACGGCGGGCGCCUGGAGGCGGCGGUCGAGCGUCGCGGCGUCGCCGAGGAGCAGACGCCCGGCGUCUACGUCCGCGCCGAGGUGGAGAAGACGACUGAGGGCGAUGAUAAACCGGCGGAGAUCCAGAAGAAACCCGAGGUGCACGAGGUGGUGAAGCAACUGCCGGUGGAGGAGAAGAAGCCGGAGCACCGGGUGGCGGUGGUGAAGAAAACGAAGGGCAAGGGAAAGGUUAAGGGUCGUCAAUCCGGAGAUGAUGACGACGACGACGAUGAUGACGACGACGACGAUGAUGAUUUAGAUUUGGGAGUGGGCGACGACGACGAUGAUGAUGAUGAUGACGACGCGGCCGCUGAUGAUGAUGACGACGACGAUGAUUAUUUCGGAGGCUUCUUGGACGACAUCUUGGGAGGCGACGACGACGACGAUGACGACGACGACGACGACGACGACGAGCCCAUCUCCGCCGCGCCGGCCCCCCAACCCCAACCCCAACCGCAGCCCGUGGAGGUCCAACAGCCCGAUCUGCAGCAGGAAGCGGCCGAAGCUUCGGCGCAGGCCGGCGACCUGACGCCCCAGGAGGAGCUCGACGCGCAGGAACUGGCCGCCGGCGAAUCGGACGCCAUCACCGGUACGGACCAAGCCUCCUCGCUCGUCGCGGCCUCCGAUCCCUCGGAGGUGGUGCUGAAAGACCCGGUGCAGCCGGUCGAGACCGUCGCUGAACCGGUCGUGGUUCAAGCGGUGCCCGCUACCGACGAUGACGAUGACGACGACGACGAUGACGACGAUGACGAUGACGAUGACGAUGCGCUAGGCGACUUGACUGACGACGAUGAUGACGAUGACGAUGACGAUGAGGCUGAUGAUGACGACGACGACGAUGACGAUGAUGAUGAUACGGACCUGGAGGAUAUCAUCGAGACGAAGAGAUCACGUGAGUCGAAAAAAUUAAAGCAUAGUAAGAAGGCGAAAAAGUCUAGGAAACACCAUCGUCACCAUCGCAAAGAGGCUACUAAUAAAAUCAGAUAGGUAGAGGAGUGGUAGAGUAGAGACUAUUUUAGAUAUUUUUUUUGUGUGUUUUUUUAAUUUCUUCGUUUCGUUCUGUUUCCGGCUUUCUUUUUUUUAUAAUAUCCCGGUGGAAAUUCGCAUUAUUUUUUUCGAAUUUUUUUCUGUACCAUAAACGCACUGUCGAAAUGGGAGAACGCGAAAUUUUGUAGCCAGUAGUAUUUUAUGCUUUAUUUAUUUUUUUGUAUUUAUUUAUUUAUUUAUUUAUUUAACGAAGCGGUCAUCGAGCCGCCUGCAUUACCCUAGGUACAUGUCACAAUUUGGUGACGAUUUUUUUCCUUAUUUUAAACGAAAAAAAAAUCCCUGUUUAUUGUAUGAACAUUGUACAAAUUUUUGCUGAAUAGAUUGUAUUUUGUGUGAUUUUUGUGUUUUAUUUGCAAUUACUUUUUUUACCCGAUUUUUUUAGCGUUUUUU
Messenger RNA from Phyllotreta striolata, 1811 nucleotides. Lineage: Eukaryota; Metazoa; Arthropoda; Insecta; Coleoptera; Chrysomelidae. The record is from the annotation of a GenBank genome assembly.